Molecule: messenger RNA, 3088 nt
Organism: Neogale vison (American mink)
Lineage: Eukaryota; Metazoa; Chordata; Mammalia; Carnivora; Mustelidae
Gene: CBARP
Product: CACN subunit beta associated regulatory protein
Exons: 10
Coding region: 1-2214 (737 amino acids)
Biological process (GO): negative regulation of calcium ion-dependent exocytosis; negative regulation of voltage-gated calcium channel activity
Cellular component (GO): plasma membrane; secretory granule
Molecular function (GO): transmembrane transporter binding
Source: RefSeq, a predicted model, not a curated record
AUGCAGCCCACGCCCACCAUGGCCACGGCCGCCGGCAGCGCUGCCACUGUCGCCCUGACCUCGAGUUGGGACAACGCCACCGGCAGCCCCACCGCGGAGCCUGACCCCAUCCUGGAUAACUACGUGCUGCUGGUGGUGGUCAUGUCGCUCUUCGUUGGUGGCACGCUAGUGGUGCUGUCCGGCGUGCUGCUCGUGUGCAGGCGCUGCUGGGAGGCCCACCCGCGCUUCAACAGAGCGACGGAGGAAGCGGAAAAGACCGCCACCACCUACCUGGACAGUGGCGCUCGCCCGGCCCAAGACCCCGACUUCAGGGGGGAGGACCCCGAGGGCCAGGACGCGGAGACGGAGCGCUUCCUGUCCACCAGCUCCACCGGCCGCCGGGUGUCCUUCAACGAGGCUGCCCUGUUCGAGCAGAGCCGGAAGUCGCAGGACAAGGGCCGCAGGUACACCCUGACGGAGGGGGACUUCCACCACCUGAAGAAUGCCCGCCUCACCCACCUGCACCUGCCGCCCCUCAAGAUCGUCACAAUCCACGAGUGCGACCUGGGCGAAACUGGCGCAGCCACCCCUCCCCACGCCGCCGCGGCCCCCAAGGCCAACCUCGCCAUCUUCCAGCCCCCGGGGAAGGCCCUCACCGGCCGCUCCGUGGGCCCCAGCUCCGCCCUGCCAGGUGACCCCUACAACUCAGCCGUGGGCCCUGCUGACUUCGAGAUCAGCCCCUUGGCAUCCAGCGACUCCGGGGAAGGCACCUGGUUGGAUCCAGGCACCAGGAGCAGCAAGCCUGCUGGCCCAGGACCCGCGACGGGGCGCAGCGAGGCCGGGCGCGGGGAGGCAGGCCCUGCUCUGGGGCGCAGCGAGGCCGGGCGGGGGGAGGCAGGCCCUGGCUCUGGGGCCGGACCCGUCCUGCAGUUCUUCACCCGGCUGCGGCGCCACGCCAGCCUGGACGGGGCCAGCCCCUACUUCAAGGUCAAGAAAUGGAAGCUGGACCCCAGCCAACGGGCAUCCAGUCUGGACACUAGAGGCUCCCCCAAACGGCACCAGUUCCAGCGGCAGCGGGCAGCCAGCGAGAGCACAGAGCAGGAGGGGGACGCCCCCCACGGGGAUUUCAUCCAGUACAUUGCCAGCGCAGGCGCCGCUGUGGCCUUCCCGCCCCCCCGCCCCUUUCUGGCCAGCCCCACCAGCCCGUCCCCCACCCUCGGCAGGCUAGAGGCAGCCGAGGAGGUGGGCGCCGCGGGAGGAGCGAGCCCCGAGUCUCCCCCAGAGUCUAGCGGCGGCGUGGGGCCCGAGCAGCUGCAGCCGCAGGAGUCCGACGGCGAGCGGGACUCGGGGCCGGAGCAGGCACAGACCAGCUACCGGGAUAUCUGGAGCCUGCGCGCCUCCCUCGAGCUGCAUGCCGCGGCCGCCUCGGACCACAGCAGCAGUGGCAACGACCGCGACUCGGUGCGCAGCGGCGACAGCUCGGGCUCGGGCUCUGGGACCACCGCGCCCGCCUUCCCGCCGCCCUCGCCGCCGCCCACACCGCGGUCCGCGGACGGCGAGGCGGGAGGUCCGCGGAAGCUGCUUCAGAUGGACAGCGGCUACGCCAGCAUCGAGGGCCGCGGCGCGGGCGACGACGGGCUGCCCAGCGCGCCCGCCCGGCCCCGCAGCCCCCGCGCCUGGCCCCGCCGCGCCCCGCGCCGCGACUACAGCAUCGACGAGAAGACAGACGCGCUCUUCCACGAAUUCCUGCGUCACGACCCGCACUUCGACGACGCGCUGCCCUGCGCCGCCCGCCACCGCGCGCGCGCGCACCCGCACCCGCACCCGCACGCGCGCAAGCAGUGGCAGCAGCGCGGCCGGCAGCACAGCGACCCCGGCGCGCGCGCCGCCCCGCCCGCCCCGCCCGCGCCCGCGUUCCGCCCCGACCCCCGGCCCCCACGCGCGCCUCUGCGCCGCGGCGACAGCGUCGACUGCCCGUCCGAGGGCCGCGCGGGCGAGGACCCGGCGGCGCCCGCCAUCCCGGUCAUCGAGGAGGAGCCCGGCGGCGGCGGCGGCGGCGGCGGCGGCGGCUGCCCCGGCUCUGGCCUGUGCGUCGGGCCCCCGGGGACGCUGCUGGACAAGCUGGCGGCCGGCCUCGACGACAGACUGUUCCCGCCGCGCCUCGCCCAGCCCAUCGCCGCGGCUCCCGCGCUGGCCGCCGCCGCGCCGACGUCUCCCGACCACAGCCCGGCCUAAGCCCCGCGCCCCGCACCCGCCUCGUCAGCUUCUCGGCGCCGCUCGGGGCUCGCGCCGCGGGACGCGCCUCCUGCCGCCCCCCGGUGCGCGCGCUCUCGCCCUCGGGUCACCCUCGAGCGGCCUCCGGUGCGCACGCGCACAGCCCCACCCCCGGGCACGGAGCCGGGGCCCUCCGCGGCUCCUCAGCGUGCGGGCCUGGACCGGAGGGAGCGGGGCCGCUUCUCCAUCUACCUUUGGCCUCGACGGCAGCCGCGGCGCGGGGCCGUCUUGCGCAUAGAACGCCCGGAGGCGCGCGCCGGUACCCGCCCCCGGGAGGGUCCGGGCGGAGGAGCCGAGUGAGGCGCACGAGAGGGGCCCACGGAGCCUCGAGGGGGCCGGGCCGCACGCGCGGGAGUCUGCCCCGGAGCGCACGCGGCGAGCUGGGACCGCUCCGCGGCGGCGCGGGAGCCGGGCGCGCUGGCCCUGGGCUGGCCGGGUGGGUGGAGGCCGCAGCCGCCCGGGCCCCGAAGCUGUUUACCUCACCGCGGCCUGUGCUCGCGACCCCCGGCGCCCCCUGAGCAAUAAACCCCGGCCCGCCCGCCGCCCCCUCGUCCCCGCGCCCGCCCCAAGCAUGUGAGCGGGCUGCCCGCCGCCCCGCCGCCGCACCGUCCAAAGAGCUGCCACGACUCCCGUUUGGAGACACACGAAACCCAAACGGCCAAGGGUUCAAGUUUCCCGAGCUUUAUUUAUUGCCAAAAGAUGGGGCUGCCCGCGCCUGCGGCCGCCCCGCCACACCCCGUCCCGUCCCUCGGAGCUUCCUGCCGUCUGUGUUCCAUCCCGUGAUGGUGUUUCUCGUGUUUGUUUUCUGGUUGAUUAUAAACAUUUACCGCACAUG